AUGGCGCCCCGAUAUACCCCAGACCAACUAGAAGCCUACCUGCAACGCAUCGGAUACGCGAACUCCGCCGGCGGAACAGGACUCGCCCGGCUGCAGCAACUUCACCAGUCUAUCCAAGAGAAUGCCCUGGCUGCUUUGGCAGAGCUUCAGCGCCGCCAUCUAGGUUCAAUCCCAUGGGGCAAUUCGGCCAUCCACUAUUCACAGCAUCACAGCAUCUCUACCCACCAAUCUGCGGUGUUUGAGAAGCUGGUUGUUCGCCGCCUGGAUGGGUAUUGCAUGGAGAAUACCAACUUGUUCUAUGUUGUUCUCCUGUCGCUUGGCUACCAGGUUUACCCUUCCGCGGGGAGAGUAUCGAGUGCAGCAGCAGAUCCUAAGAAUGCCGGGCCUGAUGCUCGAUAUGGUUCUUUAGGACAUAUGGUGAUUAUAGUCACAGUCGAAGACAAGAAAUAUAUGGUCGACGUGGGCUUUGGCAACAACGUGCCAACCAGACCUUUGCCACUCGAAGAAAAUACCACUGCAGUCAACAUUGCUCCAACAGAUAUGCGAUUAGUUAAAGAGGCUCUCCCAGAAGCAGUGGAUAAAAGCCAAAAGUUCUGGAUCUAUCAAGUCAGAUUUGAUCCGGAAAGCAGUUGGGCGCCGCUGUACGCAUUUUCUGAGGUCGAGUUCUUACCGCAGGAUUUUGCCGUGCUGAAUUUCGCGACCAACAAGCUGCCGAGUAGCUGGUUUACGCAGAGGGUUGUCACAGUUCGGCAUAUUCUUGACGCGGCGGAGGGCGAUAUUGAAGGGUUAUCUCUGUAUCGUCUUCGUCCAACUAUCACUUGCCGAUAUCUCUUCAAAUAUUUGCCCUUUUCUUCCCCCGCUUUCCCCGCAUCGCGCGCCAUGUCGACCUCCAUUCAAGCAAAGCUGGACACCCUCCGAAACUACUCUGCCUGUGAUGUAUCAGACGCCCUCCUCAAACUCCAGAAACCCACCCCGGGAUCGGCCCCGCGGGCUGGCCAUCUAGCUGACUUCACUCCCUUCUCCCCCACAAUCGGCCGCAACACCAUAACACCCAAAAUCAUCGCCCCAGCCUCAACCAUAAAAUUCAUACCCAAAUCCUCUAGCCCGCCAGAAUCCACACCGGAGCCCAACACUUUCCCCGCAGGAAAGCACUGGGUCGACUGCACCGAGCCCGGCACAAUCGUGCUGAUCGAACAGCCAGCCGGCCAGCACUGCGCCGUCGUCGGCGGGAUCAUGGCCGUGCGCAUGAAGAGUCUCGGCAUUCAGGGCGUCGUUGUGAAUGGGCGCAUUCGCGACCUCUCUGAGAUCCAUGCUGCUAAUUUGCCGGUUUGGGCCAAGGGGACGUCCACGGUGGGCACUGGGGCGGAGGCGAAGGCCGGUCUGAGGAAUGUGAAGAUUGAUGUUGGGGGCGUGGAUGUUGAGCCGGGUGAUAUUAUUUUCUGUGACCCCUUGGAGGGCGUCGUUGCUAUUCCGCGCGACUUGCUCGACCAGGUCCUUGAGACUAUGCCGAAGCUUAUUGCGAUGGAUGAUAAGGUGAAGGAGGCCGUUGAGCAGGGGUCCAGCGUUCAGGAUGCUUUUAAGAAAUUCCGAGGUUAA
This is a messenger RNA of Aspergillus versicolor CBS 583.65, 1596 nucleotides long. RefSeq lists its product as uncharacterized. Lineage: Eukaryota; Fungi; Ascomycota; Eurotiomycetes; Eurotiales; Aspergillaceae. The record is from RefSeq and is a predicted model, not a curated record. The transcript is spliced from 7 exons. Bases 1 to 1596 code for a protein of 531 amino acids. Gene Ontology annotation, molecular function: acetyltransferase activity.